AUGCAGCCUGAAAAACGUAGAACAAUUGAGUCUUAUUUUCAUUCAUUUACAAAGAAGCCACGUACAAGUACAAAUGAAGGAGAAAUAGAACUGAAUGUUAUUAAUUCAUCAUCAUCAUCAUAUGAAUCUGAACAUCUUCUUUCUUCAUCAUCUGCUAAUCCAAAUGUAUCUGACGUUAAUUCUACCAUUCAAUUAUCAUCAUUUGAUUCUCAAAAUCUUUCUUCUUCUUCUGAUAAUCAAAAAGGUACAUCAGAUGUUAAUUUUGUCACUCCAUCAUCAUCUCUUAUCUGUGGUCCUUCAAACAACACUGUUCAAGUAAAAUCUACUCCUGAUGAUAUUAGUAAAUCAUGUAAUGAUCUUCCUGCUCAGCCAAAAUUGACAACUUAUCCAAACAAUGCUGAUAAACGUUCAUUUCAAUCAAGUUGGUAUAAAGAAAGACCUUGGUUGGAAUAUUCUAUAAAAAACGAUAUGUGUUAUUGUUAUUAUUGUCGUUAUUUUUCUUGCAAUCGAUCGAUUAAUUACGAUGCUUUUACCACAACUGGAUUCAACAAUUGGAAGAGAUCUUUAGAAACUAAUGGUGGUUUAUUAAAACAUUCUCAAUCACAAUUACAUAUAACUUCCACCAAAAAUUACGAAUCAUAUGUUUUGCGACAACGAAAUAACUCAAGUGUUAUUAAUCAAUUAGAUGCUGGUCGAGUUAUUCAUAUUCGUAAAAAUCGUGAUCGUCUUAUAAAAAUAUGUUCAACGUUACAUUUUUUAGCACGUCAAAUGAUUAGUUUUAGAGGUCACAGAGAAAAUUCACAAAGUUCAAAUCAAGGUAAUUUUAUGGAACUUCUUCGUUGGUCAGCAACAAGUGAUCCUGUAGUAAAAUCAGUUUUAGAAGAUUCUGCAGGUAACGCUAGUUACUUGAGUCAUGAUAUACAAAAUGAAUUAAUUCAUAUUAUGGCUAAUCAAGUGCGUGAAAAAAUUUCAUCUAUGCUACACAAUCAUAAUUAUACAUUAAUGGCUGACGAAUCUCGAGACAUAAGUGGCACUCAACAACUAUCUAUUGUAAUUCGAUUUGUUCAUGAUCAAGAUAUUGAUAUGAAUGACUAUUCAAAUAUAGUAAAGGACUAUUUUCUUGGUUUUCUUCCAUUACAAGAAUUUGAUGCACCAGCAUUAGCAAUCAGGAUUGUUCAGUUUUUAAAUGAACUUAAUAUUCCUUUACAGACAUGUAUUUCUUUAUGUUUCGACGGUGCCAGUGUCAUGUCCGGGUGUCAUGCUGGACUUCAUGUUGUAUUAAAAGAACAUAUGCCACAUGGAAUAUAUAUUCACUGUUCAGCUCAUCGAUUGAAUCUUGUUAUUAAUGGUACAUGUCAAGUUGUUUAUUAUAUACUAGAUUAUUUUUCAAUUCUUUCAAAUAUUUAUUCAUUUUUUACUGAAUCUGGUGUAACUAAUACAUAUUUUAAAAAAGCACAACAAGAAUUAAACUUAAAUCAAUCUUCGACAUUGAAACUAUGGGGUUUGACCAGAUGGGAUUCUCGAUGGAAAUCUAUCGAUGCCAUUAUUAAUAAUUAUCCAGCAAUUAUCAAUGCUCUUUCUGAUAUUAGUGAAGAAGGUGGUGGAAAACGUUCAAUUAAUGCUGGUGGACUUUUAACACAUGUAAAAAAGUCCAUUUUUAUUAUCACAUCGUUCAUUCUUCAUAAACUAUUUGGUUUAAUAAAAGUAUUGAGUGAUCAUUUAAAGAGCUCUUCUCUAGAUUAUGUACGUGGUGAACAUCUCGUAACAUCAAUUAUUCAACAAAUAACUGAUCUUCGUAACGAACAUUCAUACAAACAAAUAUAUGAUAAAGCAAAACAAUUUUGUGAUUCAAAUGGAAUUGAUUUAGUACAACAAUAUCAUAUAAAUCGUAAAACAAAAAUUCCAACUCGAUUUAAAGAUUGUUUUAUUGAUUCAACUGUUGGACAACGUGAAAUGUUGUCUACAUCAACUGAUUUUAUGAAUAAGAUUUAUUUUCCUUUGAUUGAUUGUAUGUUGGUAGAGUUAAAUGAUAGAUUUUCAUCGAAAACAUUAGCAUUAAUGAAGAGUAUGUCUACUGUCUAUCCUGAAAGUGAAAACUUUUUGAAUAGUGAAGAUGUUGAUGCAUUUUGUCGUCAUGUUAAUGUUGAUUCAAGUAGUUUAAAGAAUGAAUUUGCUGUUAUUAAAUCAAUGUUCAAGACGAAAAAAAUCGAUGAUGUUAUUCAAUUCUUAAAAGAAUUAAUUCCAUAUUCUACUGCAUUUCCACAAACAAUACUAAUGGUCAAAAAUGCUAUGACAAUGCCGGUUUCACAAGUGACAUGCGAACGCUCAUUCUCAAAGAUGAAAAUAAUAAA
Rotaria sordida is the source of this 2351-nucleotide messenger RNA. Lineage: Eukaryota; Metazoa; Rotifera; Eurotatoria; Philodinida; Philodinidae. The record is from the annotation of a GenBank genome assembly.